This is a messenger RNA of Oncorhynchus masou masou (cherry salmon), 3977 nucleotides long. It is a transcript of the gene nlrc3l, whose product is annotated as NLR family, CARD domain containing 3-like. The coding region runs from base 111 to 1505 and encodes 464 amino acids. The record is from RefSeq and is a predicted model, not a curated record. Gene Ontology annotation, biological process: intracellular signal transduction. The transcript has 5 exons. NCBI's taxonomy places the organism in Eukaryota, Metazoa, Chordata, Actinopteri, Salmoniformes, Salmonidae.
UACGUCUACGUUGAACCCCAAAUCUCCACCCAAGGUCACGGCGGGGUCAAUCCCUUGCACGAGGUCCGGUCCGAUCCCCCAACCCUCCCCAGGUUGCCUCCCCAGACAGCAUGAUUGGUGGGAAUAACAUUUUCCGUCUCCGGUCCCUGAAUGGGUCUCCAGUACGAUGCGUUCUGACCACGGGGCUGCCCGGAAUCGGAAACUCUGUGGCGGUCCAGAAGUUCAUGCUGGAUUGGGCAGAGGAUCGGGCUAAUUUCGACAUUCAGUUUGUGUUCCCGUUUCCGUUCCGGGAAAUGCAGUCGCUGAGGGAGCGGAACAUAGUUGAGGAGAAAAACAUCAGUAUGUUGGAGCUGCUGCAGACGUACCACAAUGAGACACGCUCCAUGGACUUUCUGGAGCAGCCAGACUGCAAGGUGCUGUUUGUCAUGGACGGGAUCGACAUCUACCAGAAACAUCUCGAUUUCAAGAACACUCCUGUUGUGACUGACAUCAAGGCUGUUAUUCCCCUGGACUCCCUGUUGGUAAAUCUGAUCCGAGGCUCUCUGCUGCCGCACGCCCUCUUGUGGCUGACUGGGAGACGUGCAGCUACCAAUCAGAUACCUCCUGAGUACAUCCACCGUGUUGCUGAGAUACAGGGUUACAGUGACGAGCAGAAGGAUGAAUAUCUGACCCUGCGUUACUCAGACAAGUCUCUGGCUGCUAAGAUCAUCAGACACACCAAGAAGUCCCCCACCAUCUACACCCUGUGUCAUAUUCCCUUCUGCUGCUGGAUGGUUGCCAUGGUGUAUGAGAGGGGUUUCCGUAACUACGAGGACUAUGGAGACGAGCCCCCCAAGAUUACGUCCUUCUUCAUCCACUACAUGAUCAUCCAGAACAACCGCAAGCUGGAGAAAUACUAUGGGCAAAACCCCAACUCACAGAAAUGGACGGAAAUGGACAAGGUGUUCAUGUUGAAUCUGGGUUGCCUGGCUCUGAAGCUGUUGGACAAUAACCGCUCUGUGUUCUAUGAAGAGGACCUGAAUGAGCACAGUCUGGUGGUGAGGGAGGUGGCCUGGUGUUCGGGCCUGUGCACUGAGCUUCCCAGGGCAAAUGCCGAAGACAAGCGGGUCUUCUGCUUCACACACCUGAGCUUCCUGGAGUUCAUGGCUGCACAUUAUGUUUGGCUCACCUUCCGUCUGGAGGAGCGGAACGUUCUAGACCAGUCCCACCGCGUCUCCAAGCUGUUCAAGGAGCACUCUCUGGUGGACAUGUACCACAAAGCCGUUGACCGUUACCUCAGCGCUCCUGUCGGCCAGUACGACCUUUUCCUGCGCUUCCUGUGCGGUUUGUCCAUGACGCUCAAUGACGGUUUGCUCCGAGGGAUGCUGUUCCCCCAUAACGCCCCUCCACUGAAAGGUCUGGAGGAAGUGGUCAGGCUGCUGACCAAGAGGAAGGACAGUGCAGGGCCAGAGAGACAGGCCAACCUUAGCGAAUGCCUCCGGGAGCUGGAAACGUCUGAGGACUGAACAGCCUCCUGCUGUUAGCAAACAUGUUUGAUCAUUUGUCUCUGAUGCACAGAACUCUGUUUUGUAAAAAUGAAAGGUAAUGCAACUAAAGUAUUGGUGUUGUCUAUGUGCCCCGCUGAAACCAAAACAAUGAACAUUCAGUGUGUCUCAUCCAACUAGCAGACAGACCGAGAGAAAGAGAAGGGGCAUAAAUCACAGGUGUCUUACCAGAAAGAGUUAAUCAUUGUGUCUGAAGGAACUCUGUGACUGUGCUGAGUCUGUUAUAAGGACUAAUAUAUAACUAAUAUAUAACCCAUCAACUAGCAGUCGAAGAUAAAGACCACGGUGCUUGUUAGACUUGUGACAGUACAGCCUGUUCAUCCUCUACUCAACAAGAUGACUCACUGGAGGACGGAUGCAGACAGUAGUGACCCUCGUUGCAGAAUCUGUUAUGUAUUGCUUCUCCAUCACUGACACUAGCCAGCUAUACUUCUAGUUGUAGUACAAGAACAAUCAGGUAUUUAACAUUUUCAUUAUUCCUUUAAUUCAGACUUGAUGGAAAGGGAGUGUUUAUAUGUUUACACAUUUAUUUGUGUUUAAAUGGCAUGACUGUGUGUUUUGUAGUUUGGGUAUUGGGGUGAAAGGUGUACAGUAGAGCUGGGAGAUAUGAAAAAACAUUAUCCAUGUCACAAUAACUGUCUUAAUUAUCACGAUAAUGAUGAAUUGAACGAUGUUUAUUCAUCUGCAACAGUUAUGUUUUUAGAUGACCUUUAGUAGGGCUGACUCUUAGUCCACUGGUCCAUUGUUUGGUCCUUAGGCUGUUGGUCGUCUGAGAUUGUUUUAGUUGAGCAGUAAAACAUAUAUAUUUUCACCUAUCUCAGUGAACUAAUCCAUUGCUGAGGCCGAGACCAAAAGCCAAUUUAUGCUUGAUUUGACAAUGUGGUGGAGCCUCCAGAGGCCAACUGGAGCUCUAUACCGCCUCACUAUGUCCCUCCCAAAUGUUGUACCAAUGUGGAGGGCUCCGUGUAGCUCCACGAUGACAUGAUUGGUUGACGGUAGGUGAGGGUGGUACAUCCUGUAUAAACACGCCCUUGACAACAGCUCUGCACUGCUCCGUAAGGAGUAUGAAUGCCCUGAUUUCUGCUGAGGCCGUUCCUGCCCUGACUUGCCGUAUCAGCGUAAAUGCUGCAUGGCCAAUGCAGACGUCAGAUUGACUCUGCACCCAGAUGCACAAUGCACUUCUCUCUCCAGAAUGCACUUUUCUCCUGCCUAUUGGUGCACAUUUGUUUCAUAACUUCAUUGUCUGAGUUGUAUAUCACUUGCCCAUAUCACCAGUAGUAUGUUUACCGUUAAUUCCUAUGAUUUCUAAUCCACAAUGGUUGUUACUUUGGUUAUGGUAGUUUAUUUUAAUCCAUUGAGUAAUUUUCCGCUAGUCCUGUUCUCAUUGUCUGAGUGGACACAUUGUUUGCAUAUAAAUGUCCUCAUUUGGGGAUCUGAUAGUAUUUCUGAUUGGCUUAAUGAACCACCACUGGAGCUUCUCAAAGUGAUGUUUUCUUCACCUCAAACAAUUUCUGUAUUUACAUACAUUGACAAUUACAAUAGUUCCUCAAUGUAUUUGAAAAAUCCUUCCAGCUCUCGCCCUUUCGAUAACCACUCAGCGUGACAGGGAAAAUUCUCUGAUCCAGUGGGAAUUUCAUAAAAUAGUCUUCUCAUCAGUGCUUGACUUGGACUGAAAUAGUUGGGUCAGGUUUUUUUCUUCUGGUUAGCUAGAUCUCGGGUGCCCUCUUGAGGCAUCAACCCGCACGCUUAAAGAAUCAGACAAGCUCAAUGCAUAUAGUUGAUUUUAUUAAAACACAUGGUGUGUAUAAAAUGGAAAAAUACACGUUUAAAUGUUGAGCAAUUGAUUGGUCGAAAUAACAUGACUUUCGGUCAAGUAAGAUUUAUUUUUUUAGUCGGACAGCCCUAACCCUUACAACUACUUAAAUGUUGCAGCUGUCAAUUGUCCCAUGAACAAUCACCCAUAUUAGCAAACUUAUUUCUUUUAAAAAUUCACAUUUCUUUAGUAGGGCCCUAUAGGUUAUUUGGGUAAUUCUGCAGAAAUUAUGGAUUUUGAAGCGCCAACACAACUUUUAUUUUUUUUUACCAAACUUAGUCAAGUUAACCCUUUACUAAUUCUAAAUCAACAUAAAUGCCAUCUUAAUGUAUUUUAAUAUUUUUUGCCUUUUUGUCACGGGUGUUACCUAUAUUUUAGAUGACAAUUCAAGCUUUCCUGAGUGUAAUUUCACAAUUCAAUUUGCAUAUAUAACCAGACAAAGUUUAUGCUAAUACGAAGAAAUUCUUUUGAUUAUAAUUUAUUUUAAACCGGUCUGUGUAAAGUUCUAUUAUGCGACAUUUGUAUAUUUCUACCACUUGUUUUGUUUUAACAUCAGAAAUAAUUGAGGUUGAGUCAUCAAAAUGUGAUGAUCAUAUUCUAUUAAAAUGCUUACUAAUGAA